Molecule: messenger RNA, 1311 nt
Organism: Peronospora matthiolae
Lineage: Eukaryota; Oomycota; Peronosporomycetes; Peronosporales; Peronosporaceae
Source: the annotation of a GenBank genome assembly
AUGCCUGCCGCUUGUUCAUCAGAUGGCCAUCUGAUGAACGUUUUGGAGCGUCCACAAGCGUGUGGAUGUACUACGAGUGAGUGCGAUGGCCUCACUUGUGGUACGGUCGUUAGUGCGACUGCACAAAACCUUAGUGUAACAAACGGUUACACUUUGGAGCAAAGUUCCGGCGGCUGUGAGGAAACACAGGCUGCGCCGAAGGUCCACCCCUCGAAUAAGUCGGGUGGACUGGGACAAAGAUUUAUCCCUAGAGGGGAACAUCUAGAAGAGAAACAAUCGAUCGCUCAGGUUGAGCGAAACGAUAAUCCUAGAUCGACUGGAGAGUCUUUCGUAGAGGAUCUCGCUGUGGUUGCGCAACCCCAGCUAGAGGAAGUAAAGGGAAUAAGUCCCAAGAUUACAAAUACGGCGGAAAUAAGUUCCCCGAAACCCGCGGGAAUAAGUCCCCGGGAAGACGAAGGAAUAAGUCCUUCGAAGCCUGAGGGAAUAAGUCCCCAGGAAAUGACAGAGACAUUGAAUGUCAUAGUCAAUAACGGAUCAAGUGUAGGCGCUUAUACACUUGAUCUGAUUGCGCCUCCGAAGUUAACUUCGGAGAUCACUCAGUUGCCAACGCUCGAACAUAAAAGGUUCUUGCGUGAUCUGCGUAGUGGCAAAGUCAAGCAGAUCUGCAUACUCGUCGCUGACGACGAGUGUGUAACCGACAUAAGGUCAGCAACAGUGUUUACUGAGAACGAGAGAGUUCUCAGUAGUUCAUCUAUGGACGAGAGUGUCCUAGAUGAAAAGACACGAAUUGAGCGAUAUGAGUCCCAAUCAUGGGAAUCGCUCAAGAAAAAUCCUCUCUAUGAAGAUUUGGUUGAAUUCAAGGAUGUAUUCCCUGAAACUGUUCCGUGCGAAUUACCAAAGGAUAAAGGUAUUCGUCACGAGGUCGAGCUUAAACCAGGCUCGAAGUACUGUGUCAUGAAGCAGUGGCCACUGCCUCGUGAACAAGUACUUGCGAUCGACAAGUUCUUUGCCGAUCGUUUAGCAGCGGGCCAUGUGAGGGAAUCAACUUCCCCACAUAGCUCUCCGACCUUCUGUGUGCGAAAAGCAACAGGAGGGUGGCGGAUAGUGCACGCGUUCAACAAAUUGAACGCUGCAACGGUACCGGCUCAGACGCCGAUACCGAGGAAGGACGUAAUCAUUGAUGGUAUGUCAAAGAGUACCAUCUUUUCGUCCAUGGAUUUGAUGGAUGGCUUCUAUCAAAUCCUAAUGCGGAACGGGAUAUACCCUAUACCGCAGUUAGCACGCCUAGCGGCAUGCUCUGGGAAUGGCUAG